CGAGUUUAGUUUCUCCUUAGCCUGGUCGGAGUAAGGUGCGCUGCCAGCCCUGCGCCAUGGUGUGUGAGCCAGCAUCGUGUAGACUCCGCUAGGACCUUGCGUCGCCACUUGCUCCGAUGUGAUGCGGCCGCAGGACAAGACAAUGAGGCUCAAGAUCCGUAAUUUGGUGCAGCAGGCAGCCUUAGCUUGCGUGGGCCUGACUGUGUGUGUGUUAGUUCUCCAAAAUUUAGCUCAUAGCCUGCGUGAUUCUACCGCGGCAGAGGAAAGGCCCCGCUCGCCCAAGUUCCUCCCCGUGCAGGCGUGGCCAGAGCGCGCCCCAAGGUCUCUAGGCAGAGACUAUGAGGUGGCUGCCGCGGCGGGCGACUCCAACACUGUCCUGCGGGAGGGAGAACCCUCGGGAGGAAGGAGAGAAGAGGACCUGGAAAAUGAAGAGGAGGCCAAACAGAGACGUCUUCUAAAUACUUUAGUAGCAACGGCGACUGCCCAGCCCUCCACCAGCCUUGAUGAUCUCUUCAUCACCGUCAAGACGACCCGAGGAUUUCACCACACACGCCUAGACCUCAUCCUCAAGACGUGGUUUACCCUGGCGCGGCAACAGACCUGGUUCUUCACGGAUGUUGAGGAUGAGGAGUACCAGAGGAAGACAGGCGGACACCUCAUCAACACUAACUGCUCGGCGUCCCACAACAGGCGUGCGCUCUGCUGCAAGAUGGCUGCGGAGUUUGAUGCUUUUCUGCAGUCUGACAAAAGGUGGUGGUGUCACUUCGACGACGACAACUACGUCAAUGUGGGCCAACUGGUGACGACCCUGGCGGACUACGACCCCCUGCACGACUGGUACCUCGGCAAGCCCUCCAUCCGUGCCCCGCUAGAGAUCAUAAACAGGGACAACGUUUCGCAACGCAUCUCCUUCUGGUUCGCAACAGGCGGCGCGGGGUUCUGCAUAUCUCGCUCUCUCGCCCUCAAGAUGAUGCCCAUUGCAGGUGGAGGCAAGUUUAUCAGCGUGGGGGAGAAGAUACGACUGCCUGACGAUGUUACCAUGGGAUAUAUCAUUGAGCAUCUUUUACGGAAGAAACUGACGGUGGUAGACGAGUUUCAUUCUCACCUUGAACCGAUGCGACUCCUCAACACAGACUCCAUCGACCGACAGGUGAGCUUCAGUUACUCGCAGUACGGGACGGAGAUGAACGUGCUGCCUCUAGACGGCCUCGACCCACGCCUCGACCCCACCAGGCUGUUGUCGCUCCACUGCAAGCUCUUCCCCAACUUCAGCUACUGCUCUGCUUAGCCUUGGAGGAGCAGGAGGAGGAGGAGGAAGGAAAGCUUUGCCACGACUUUAGAGUACCGAGCGAGCGUGGCAAGUGUGGUUCAGUGCUGUGCUUCUGUGAUAUGGAGGAAGAGCUGCUCAAUACCGUGGAGAGAGAGAGAGAGAGAGAGAGAGAGAGAGAGAUGCUCUAAUCACACACUUUUGAUGCAAGGUUGUUUUUAUUUUACGUAGAGGUUUUGUUUUCCUGACGAAUUUCCUUCCCUUCUUUUCUUUUGUCUUUUAUUUCCUUCCAGUGUUUGUCUUUGUUGAGAUUGUGAUUACUUUCCUGCUUUCCUUCGUUCCUUUUUUCUCUUGUUGCCUUCCUUCUUUUCUUCUUUCCUUUUACCUCCUAUUUUUUACUCUUUUAUGACAUUUUAUAUUUGAAAUCCUUAUAUUCUCCUUCCUUCCUUCCAUCGUCGAGGUUUUCCAAGUAUUUGCUCACGACCUCCUUCACUGCCUUCCUUCAAGUCAGUGUUGAUUCUCCACAUUAUAUUAAAAAAGACAUGAGAGAGAGAGAGAGAGAGAGAGAGAGAGAGAGAGAGAGAGAUGCUAGUCACACGUACAUGCUUCCAAGAGGGGCAGCAGCGUACAUAUAUGUUUUGUGUAUCCCUGAAACACACACACACACACACACACACACACACACACACACACUGCUGCACUGUGAUAUAUGUAGAGUGCCUCAUUUAGCGAUUCAUUGCACCCUUGUCGCUAAAUUUCUUCACUUUUUUUUUUAAUCUCAUUUAUAAAUUUAUAUUCCUUUUUGUAAUCUCAUUUAUACAUUUAUAGCAAUGUUGAAAUUAUAACGGAGUUUAGUGGACUAGAAUAUAUGGCUGAUGUACAUUUGUAAAUAAAAUGUAUGAAAGAU
Molecule: messenger RNA, 2174 nt
Organism: Portunus trituberculatus (swimming crab)
Lineage: Eukaryota; Metazoa; Arthropoda; Malacostraca; Decapoda; Portunidae
Product: fringe glycosyltransferase-like
Exons: 9
Coding region: 122-1288 (388 amino acids)
Biological process (GO): regulation of Notch signaling pathway
Cellular component (GO): membrane
Molecular function (GO): O-fucosylpeptide 3-beta-N-acetylglucosaminyltransferase activity
Source: RefSeq, a predicted model, not a curated record